CGCGAGAAUUAAGAAAAAUGUCUCUAAAAUUCAAUAAAUACUAAUAUCUUUUUAAAAAAAUAGAAAAAGUAAGGCGUUCUCAUUGGAUGGGACGGGGAAUUAUCUAGGCGAACUGUGGAUUCUGGUUUUUGGUAAGUAAAUUGAUCAGUUGUGUGUAGAUAUUUAUUAAAUUACCGGUACAUACUUGUUACUGAUCAAAUGAUAAAGUAUGGAGGAUCAAUUAUUUCAAGAUAAAAUCCUGUCUUAUAUAGUAUUCCGAUGGCUAAAAUGUUCAGCAUUAGUUGGAAUUCUUUUCAUGAAUAUUUUGUCGAGUUCAGGAACAGUUCAAUUACCGACACAGGUCAAGCAUUUAAAAACAAUUGAUCAAAAAAUAUAUGAUCAAAAAAUACGAUCUAAACUCUUUCAGAUACUGAUAAAAAGGGAAAACGUAUAUCAUUAAAGAUAGCAGAUACUGUAUAUACUUAUAUAUAUAUAAUAUAUAGGCCUAUAGUUAACGCUGUUCAAAUUGUGCCUGUAUAUGGAACUGAGUGCACGAUUUCAUCGCGGUACGUAGUUUUAUGUACUUGUAUUUUAUGAUAUUUUAACACGGUAACCUAUCAGUCUUGAAUAUAGAAGCAUUAAAUAUAGCAUAUACAAAGAUAAUAAAAUGCUUUCAUCGUGCGCCGUGCAUAUAGACAAGAUAGCUAAACAAUUAUAUACUACUGUCAUUAAUGCAAUUAAAAAAAAACACUAAAAUUAUAAUAAUUAAAUGUCGGAAAAAUUUCAUUCAUUCACUCUGUCAAUUCGGCUAACAGUCAUUCCAGAUUUUUGCCGCUAUAAAAAACUACAACUUAUCUUCAUUGCGUAAGUUUCAGGCUUAUAGAAAGCGUCAGCAUUAAUAGGCCAGUAUCACGUCAAUCAUAAAAUCUAUUUCCUUGGAUGUUAAACAGUUAAGUUCAUUUAUUUUUCAGUUAAAUUCAACGCUUUUGAGUUGCUGUAAAUGCAAUGUGUUCAGUGUUCGCUAAUGUCUUGUUGCCCGAGCGUGCCCCGUCGGUCAAAUUUCGGCCAUACCAAUCAGUUAUACUGCUGGCGAAAUGUCUGUUGACCGUAUAGGUUUUUUGACUAAAUGUCUGUCCCCAAAAUAUGUCUGUGGGUCAAAUGUCUGUCGGUUAACCAAAUGUCUGUUGACCGUCGGUUUCUUGACCAAAUGUCAGUCAAUUGUGUUGGUCAUAUAUCUGUGGUUGAAAUGUGUGGCUAAAUACACAUUUGCCAGCUCAAUAUAAUGCACAUAACAGAUGUUCCCUUUUGUUUAGGUUCGGUAAUACUUGACAAUGAGAUUCUGCCAGUUGUGUAUAAUACUUUCAUUCGUUUACUUGACCAAAGGUGAGUUUUUCACAGUACAAGAAUUAUCAUUUAUCCUAGAAAUGCUUCCUGAUAUGAGCCUCUAUGCAUUGCGAAUUGUCAACUACGAAUAUUUGUGGUUCGUGUGUAUGAACCAUCGCAGAAAAUGUGGCAUAUAAGAGGCACUCCCGACCUGCUGUAGUGCUGUGUGAGUGUUAUCGCUGUUCAAAGCAACUUUUAGGGUGCACACAAAGAUUUAUUGGUUGUAUCUCCACAUGUGAAAAUGUAUUUGUCAAGGAAGAAGGUCACACAAAACUUGCCGUGUACGUAGACGGUGACAGCUUCACCUUUUAAAUAUCGUUCGAUGCUGUUGAGACUUGUGAUGAUGAUAUUAUAUAGAAUCGCGAUGAUCGAGGUUUUGUAGAUAGAUCGCAAAACAUAUUUUUAAGAAGUCAAAAUAAUAUGAAACAAUUGCGUUUUUUUUUCAUUUGUAGCUGGUCCUGUGAGGCGAAAUGUACCACUCGCGCAAGGCAUGUCGGACGCGCCUCAAGACACACAAAUAGGCACAGAACAAGGCGUUGUGUCUGUUGCCCCUAACAACGAGAACACGAACAAUCAUAACAUUGCAAACAGUAACCUGGCUUCAAACCCUCCGAUAAUAAACGGCGACAACAACGCCCCGAAUGGCGCAGACAUGGGUAACGCGGGCGUCUCUAACACGGAAACCGCAAACCAAGGUAUGGCCGGCGCGGAAACAGCAGGCCAAGGUUCGGCAGACAACGCUCCGACGGUGGACGCAAAGCUGGAUGAAGACCACCAAGUGAAGCCAGUUGCAGAAAAGGGGGAACUUCAACAGACCAUGGUUCACCAGGGGGGUGAGGUGGAGAAAGUGUAUGCUGGAACGCCUGAAGAUGUGGCAACCAGUGAUCACAAAGGCAUCAAACAGCCUUUACACACCAUUGUGAAACCCAACGGCGAAAUAGAGAAGGUGUAUGUUGGAACACCCACUGAGAAUAAGAAGAUCCUGAGUAAGGAGGAGAGGAAAGGCAUGAAGGAAGGUUAGAUCUAUGAAAUUAAACGCCACUCAGAAAGAUAAUAUACAAACAUUCUUGCAGGGGGGUUCGUCCGGGAUUGGCUCACCACCGGAAGCUCAUCCCAUACCACAUAAAUACACACAUUGAGCAAAACUCGCAUAGAAUAAUCAAUGGAUCAAGAUUAAGUGCAUAUGACAUGACAUUUCUUAUUUUCUUGAAUGAAAGAACUCUUUAAGCUGUAGUGUAACUUAUUUUUCAGUUUCUUGUUUUUAUGGUUUGUUCCAGAGAUAUUUCAAUUUGUUUUAUUAUGUAAAUGAGUGUGAAUAUGUCCGCUAAUUUAUGACGUCACUUUGGUUGCCAGCUCAACUUACACUGGUUAUAAAUGUAUUAACUCUAAAAACUGUAGAUAUCAGUUCACGUUUCUCCAGUACUUCAUCACAUUUACAAGUGAGUGAAGUUUGAAAUGAUCAUCUUGGAUGAUAGCAGUGAUAUUCAACCAUUUUGAAGAGCUUGCAACCAAUGUGACGUCAUAAAUUAACGGACAUAUUCAUAUCAUUUACAUAUCAAAAAAAUUGAAAUAUCUCGGGAAAAACCCAUAAAAAACAAGAAACUGAUACACUACAGCUUAAAGGGUUCUUUCAUUUAAGAAAAUAAGAAAUUUCAUUUCAUAAAUUCACUUUAAACGUUCUUUAUGAAUUAAUAAUGAUUUCAUAUCUACACAUAGAAAAUCAAAUAAAUGUUUUAUUUUUCCUAGCCACGGCAACCCUUGCUCACGAUACGUUUAAUAUCAGUAUUCCUUUAAAGCCAAGAAAACCUCUGGUCAUCAAAUUCAUUGGCAACGAAACGGAGGGCGUUUAUGUAAAAUCCCCUGGUACGUAUGUAGACAGAAAAUGAUUCUCAUUUUAUCCCGUAGUUAGUUACAACACCUCACAGCUGUAAAGUGAUUCGCUUUAAAUUAGAAAAUAUAUUCCCUGAAGUCUACCUUUCCUUAUUUUGCUUACACAGAAGACAAAGUAUGCCAGUACAAAACUUUAUUUAAUGAACAGUUUUAUUAUGGCUCGAAGUGAAACACGAAUAGUGAUUGAAUACGUUGAUUGUCUUGCUGAUCCAAUGGUUCUAUUUUGUUAUUAAUGUAAACUGAAUUUAAACUCUUACAGCUUCAGAAAAUUUUAAAACAAGCUGUGUUACCGAGCACAACAAGAAACGUACGAUCCACAACGCUCAUCCAUUAGUCUGGAGCGACAAACUAGCAGAAAGCGCCCAAACAUGGGCUGACCAUCUAGCUGAACUUGAUGACGACAUACCAGAUACGAACAAUAGAAAAUACGGAGAGAAUAUCUUCUGGACGCGACCACAGCUGCCUGAGGACGAGUUGUGUAAGGCAGCCGUAGACGAAUGGUAAGCAUAUACCCCAAGCUCGUUAAUAAUUCAUGAGUAUAAAUUAGCCAAUCACAUUGCUUCAUUUUGCUCACAUGCUAAUACUGGAGACCUGGUCAAGUAUAUGGAUUCAAUCUUUGAAUUAGAUCAAAAUUAAUUCACUUUAAAAGUAGAGAUUUAUUCGUAUGAGAUUUCAUUGCGAAUCCUAGCCUCCACUUCGAACUAGACUAGAUUUCAAAUGUUGUCCAGUUCUCCGUAGUCGGCAGGUUUGAAAUAUUACUUCGAAAAACCCUAAACUAUCCAAGGCUUUAACUAUGUUCAUUGUUUACAGCUUUACAUAGAGAUUUUCUUCUUCUAAAGCCCUGGACAAACUAGCAAGCAUUGUUGCGGAAACAUUUGUGAUUCUCGAUGUUUCCUCAAAAAUGUUUCCACGUUUGCCCACCCGUGGAAACAUUGUUGCGGAAACAAAAUUUGCUUCCCGGGAAGCAAAAAUGUUUCCUAGAAAAUUCAGAAACAUUUGAUGUUUCCCUAUGUUUCUCACCAAUGUUUCCAAGUGUUUUCCAACUCUGGGAAACAUGGCGAAACAUUGGUAGGAAACAAUGUUUCCGCAACAAUGUUUCCGCAACAAUGGUUCCUAGUUUGCCCAGGGCUUAACUAACUAUAGCAUGCUAGUUUGUCAACAAUGCUGAAUCGAAAAUUCACUAUCGAUGUUGGAAUAUUCCAGGUACAAUGAAGUGAAGCUGUAUGAUUUUUCUGCGUCCCACAAGCGCAAUUAUGAUGCGGAUCCAGUGAAUGAAUUUACUCAGUUGGUGUACGAUGGUCAGACACGCGAAGUGGGCGUCGCGUUCUCCCUCAGUCGGAGCAAUAAGCAGUAUGUGGUGGCGCGUUAUUACAAGAAACGAAAUGAGAUGAUGCUGGAUUCCGAGGUGCACCCCGCUCAUUCCGGUAAGAUUUCUGCAUUACCGACCAAGGAUUAUUUUAGGCAAAUUAUAUUCAUUUACACUGGAAAUUCUUUUCAAAAUCCUUACUUUGGAAACAGUAUAUGGAUGUUCGUUGAAAAUAGUAGAGGAAUCCAAUUGCCAUACUAAUUGCAAAUGCCAAUUUCCAUACUAUAUGCGUAUGGAUAUCAUAGAUAUUUUAUAUACACUAGAUAGCGCAUCUCUUUUAGUGUAAAUUGAAGCCAAGAAUAUUCCAGCGCUUACCCCCAUUUGAAUAGAUGGCGGUCAUGUUGGAGUUUCCCACUCGCUAAUAAACGCUUAAAAACAACAAUAACUUUCAUCAUUUGAAUAGUUUGAAAAUGUAUUUGGAAUAGGUUUAACUUAAUGUUUAAGUUUCCUGUUUAUAAAAUAGAAAACAUACGAGUCUUCUCAUUUCAUGGGAAUAUCCUGAGUCUGCAAUCACGGCUUCAAUUUUUGAAUUGCAGAAUAAUUAGAUGCACUAUCUAGUGUAUAUAAGAUAUCUAUGAUGGAUUCAAGAUCAGUAAACUCAAUGUUUUUAAAAAUGAAAAAAAUGUCUUAAAAUGUUAAAAACAUUUACGUUUACUGAUCUUGAAUUAUUCUUUAAUUAAUUGAUUUUCCUAGUUAGUUUUUCAAUUAAAAGGGCUGAAAUGCACCUUAAAAACCAUCAUGCCUUUCAUGCGCUUAAUUGUAAAAGCUUGUAUCUUUCUCAUUUUAGAUCGUUCGCGAGUUCGUUUUGACAGACCAGUGUUUCAAAGUAAGUACGAGAUUUCUGGCCAUAUUUUGUACAAUAGACAGUAAACUUUAUUAUUUCAUUUACUCACAUUUCUUGCCAAUAUCAUCAAUAUUUCACUUUCCGUUCAGCUUACAAUAUGAUUAUCCGAAUUCCACGAACUUCCUGGGUGCCACAGUACAAACAAGCAAAUUCACCAGCCUUCCAAAGGCUAGAAAGCAAAAUGAAAAAUGCGGUAAGAUUACACUCAGAUUUAAUAAUAUUAUCUAUAGCUCUUUCCCAUUACCUCUGGUUAAAUUUUUUUUGCUAACAUUUCCUGACUCAGUACCGGAAGGAAACAGUUUGUUUAUAAAUUAAAUUAGCACUCAUGAAUAUGAAGCCAAAAUAUUUCAAAUGGAGCAAAGAAAUUUAAACCACGCGUUCGCUUUUCAUUUCGCUGCGUUUAGAAACCGUGCUUAAGGAGGCUCCCUACAGUUCCGUGCGGGAUGUUCGCGGGACAAGUACGGGAACUAUCCCACGCAACUGCAUGAUCAAAACAAAACAAAAAUUGACCAUGCUUUUUUUAAAAAUAAAGCUAUUUCUGAAAGGUUUCUAAUGGAAAAAAGCGUUGAAUAAUACUUCGUUUUGAGUGCCAAAUCACUUGCGAGCAAUUCUACAUAUGAUACGAAUAUCACUAGACCAAAAAAUAGCUACGAAACAAUAUUUUUUAAUUUUUUUAUACACUGUCAAGUGACUCAACUGUAAAACAUUUGCAAAAUUGCAUACAAACGUACGUUUAAAAAGUUGUUUACUUCUCAAGUAAACGUUCACGUUUUUAGUCGUGUUUCUACAAGAUUAAAGUGAUUAUAUGCAGAAAAAUAUUUCAGUUUCAUAGCCUAAUUUUUCACUUUUAGCAAAAAGUACAAAACCAAACAUGAAACAAAAAACACGUCCACCUGUUAAUAGGCUGUUACAGCUCAUAGAUUAAGUAAACGGCAUGAUUCAAUUAGCUUCAACCUUGUUUUCAUCGAUUUAAUCCUUCACAAUAAUCCUUGGCUGUCCAUAGCACUCAAAUAAAUCGAAAAGUUGACAAAAACAAAACAGUAAAAACAACAUUGCGGCUCGAUUUUGCUGAAUGAAAAUUCGUUCUGCGCCCGCGUACAAUAUUUUACUAGUCAGCGACGCUUUUCAAUAAGGGAAUUUCUCGAGUUACACGAGGCUAUUUUCUAACUUUAUUUGCAUUUUUCUCAUUAGUUUCAUCGGUGACCUAUCUUCAAAUUUUGACCACGAAUUUAUUUUGCGGUAAAUUUUAUAAAUUUCAAAUUUUAAAAAAAUCUGUAGUGUGGAAAUUUCGCAAUAAAUAUUUCGCUUUUAAAAAAAUCACACACUACAGAAUUUUUUUAAACUUUCACCACAGUUGCAGAGCAUCAUUCCUUAUUGAUAUAUGAAAUAAAAAAGAUAGGUCACCGACAUCGUUUUUGAGAUAGCGGCACAUUUAUGGGUUAAAUUGGAAGGCUUUAUGCUGUCGUCAUGUUGCCAUGGGAACAUUGACAUCGUCGAAAUCUAGUUCGAAAUAUUCCUUAGGUGACCAAUAUUGCCACCAAGGCGAAAAGAAUUCGCGUUCUGCACAAAUAAGCCUGUUUUACGGAAUUAUUGCUUAAACAAGAAUAACUGUAGGGAGCCACCUUAAAUUGUUACUACAAUCAAAAAUAGAAAAUAGGUCAGAAUAAAUUAGUAAAAAGCCAAAAAUUAGCUGAUGCACUCUCUUCAGCAACCUUGAUAACAUACUAAAAGUCCUCGUGUAUCCUCUUGGAGCUUUCUCCAUUAUGACAAGUUUUUUGUUCGAUUUCCCUAGUGAACUCCUAUAUUAUUAAAAAAGUGAAAUUUCAGAUUCACUUAUAGGAAAAAUAAGUUACAUCAUUAGAAAACUUACAAAAAACUACAUAUAAGACAUUUAAACGGCUACCUUGAUUUUGCAAGUUCUUCUUGAGUUAUGAGCUGUUGGAAACGUGUUGUCAGACUAGUACCCAGGAUUUUUGCCAGAUUUUGGCCUAUUUGUCACAUUUGGAACAGCAAUAACUCGAAAACCGCUUGAAAAAUUUAGGUGACUGUUUAAAUAUCUUAUAUGUAGUUUUAUGAGCUUUAUAGUGAUGCGAGUCAUUUUUGUUAUGAGUGAACUUGAAAUUUCACGUUUUUUAACAAUAUGGGAGUAUAAUAGGGAAAUCGAAAAAAACCUUGUCAGAAUGGAAAAAGCUCCAAGAGGAUACAUGGGGCCGGACUUUUAGUAUACUGUUCAGGAUAAUUAAAUUAUUGCAUCUAACAAUUGUUAGCUUUUUACUAUUUUUUUUCCAACCUUGGCCUUAAAAUGAGCUAAAAUUACUGAACUAUACGGCAAAGGUGAGAAGCAAUCUCGUUUUAAAUUGUUCAGAAGUGAUGUUUCAAACGCUCUUCUCUCUUGUUUAGUUCAAGGCAACGUUUCAGGAGAGUCCAACAGUCACAAGUCUGGUGGACUUCAAACUGAACACAUUUAAGUGAGUGUAUAGGAUGGUAGGGCCAGAGGUGUCCGGUGUAUUGGUAUUUUGGUACUUGUGGUAUACAGUAUACUAAAAUAGAAGUAACCUUACUUUCUUACAGGUUAGAUGACAGAAAACCCGGAAGGUAAGAAUUGCUGAAUUAUUGACGAAUAGAUCGUGUCGCAACCUUGUUCUAAAGGGCCCCCGGCUUAAACUGGAAUAGGGUCCCAGUGUUCCCGCCAUAGAUAUCUUAUAUACACUAGAUAGCGCAUCUCUUUAAGUAAAAUUGAAGCCAAGAAAAUUCCAGCGGAUACCCCCAUUUGAAUAGAUGGCGGUCAUGUUGGAGUUUCCCACUCGCUAAUAAACGCUUAAAAAACAACAAUAACUUUCAUCAUUUGAAUAGUUUGAAAAUGUAUUUGGAAUAGGUUUACGAGUCCUCUCAUUUCAUGGGAAUAUCCUGAGUUUGCAAUCACGGCUUCAAUUUUUGAAUUGUAGAAUAAUUACAUGCACUAUCUAGUGAAUAUAAGAUAUCUAUGGUUCCCGCCCAUUUAAAGUGGCGACGGGAGACGGGGGCGUUACGUAAAAAAGAUGCACAAUUUGCUGAAAUACAUCAAGUUUGCUAUUUUGCCCAAUGGUUGUUUUUGAAUAGCUGGAGGGUUAGUGUCGUACUUUACUAUGUGACUGCUCACCCUCGAGCUUUUCAAAAACAGCAUUGACAUUCAAGAGACGCUCAGAUUGAGUGUGAGCUUUUAGAAUACGGGCGUUAAACAUCAAUCUAUAGUCUGGCUAGCCUGACGCAAGCUAUAUUAGAAGAAAAAAAUAAUAGAAUAACUAAAUACCUUUUAUGUAUUUUGCCCAAACAGUAGCGCCAUUCUUGCUGAUCUCGAUGUGAAAUUCUAUCCAUACGUCAAAGAUCCAAUACAAAGACUGAGAAGCAGCAUUUUCCACGGUCAGCUCAACGGAAUGGAACUCGAUGAUAACUUUUUGAAAGUCUUCAAUAAGACAGGUACGUUGUAAUUCCUUUUCAAACAAAAGACGGUAUCAAACCAGAUAAUAUCAAACCAGAAAAUAACAUCUGAACUAAACAAAAAAAUACUCGUUAAUUCAUCGUUAAAAGAGAUGGUUUGGAAACUCGUUAAAAUUACAGUAGAAGUUAUAAUUACUCAUUAUGUCAACGUUCGUGCAAACAUAUGGUCUUUAAUCGUCACGUGCGUAUUCUAAUUUUGAUAAAUCCACCAAUAGCAAUAUUCAAGUUACCCAAUCGUUCAAGUAACGGAUUGCUAACUUUCCAGAAACAUUGCUAUUGGUUUAAAGUUGGGCGAAAAUACAAUACACACCGUGACGGUGAAGGACCAGAUUUCUGAAUAAACCUAAAAACAUAGAUAUAAUGAGUUAUCUAACUUAUAAUCACUUCCAAAAGUCUCUUUGACCGAAAAGUCCAAAGGUCUGCAAACGUCUCAAAAAACCACGAAUAUUCGCUUGACAAUUCUAAAAAUUCAUAAAAUAUAGUAUUACUCUUGAAACUAAAUUUACGUCUGAAUUGAAUGAAAAUCUGAAACGACUAAUCCAUCUUACGGACAGCCUGUAUUAGUCUUGCUGGAACAACUUGUAGCAAGUCUGUUACUGUCAUCAACCUUGUAACAAGGUGAUAACAAUUUGUUUUAGAAUGUACACUUGGCUAAAUAAACAUGUUUGAUCUGCAGGUGUGUACGUACCUCCCACGACGUGGAAAGACAAAAUGGAAAAAACAGAUCUUCAGGCAGACGCACUUCGCCCAAAAACUGGAGCUACCGAUCCAAUAACAGGCGCGCCAACGAACGUCACGUAUCCACAACCAAUCUCCGAAGAUAUCGACCUUCUGGAUCGCAAGCCAUGCCAGGGAGGAAUUUGUGAGACGUAUCUUAUCAAAGAUCGAUCUAAAGAAGCCGGUACCAAUUGUUCUGCACCAGUGAAAACAGUUCCUGCAAAUGCGACUCCGAUUAUGAGCCCACCUCCCAACGGCUUCGCCCAACCAUGCUGUAAUCAGAUGCCACCCCCUCAACCCUGCCUGGCCCUAGCAUGUCCCCCACCGUCCCCCAUGCCUGCGUGUAAUCCCAACUGUAAACCCAAACCGAAUGGAGUGUGGCCUUCAGCUUUAUACCGGCGGGGAGGCAUUGCUUUUGAAAAUCACAAGAACGGACCAUGAGUGCCUCACGACUGGCCAACUUUCAGAAAGUUACAUUCUGAUGGUACUUUUCGUUACCGGCUGCAAACUGGCAUUUUCUUAUAGUGUAAACAUUGGUGAAUAAGACUAUAUAUGUAUGUAUUUUAAAAUUUUGUUAUAGGUUGAUGAAAAAUUCAAAAUUUCAAGUUUACUUUCGGCAAAAAUAAAUUACACCAUUUAAAGAAAGUUUCGCAAACUAAAGACAUUAAAGCGAUUAGUGCAAGCCGGUUUUAACAAGGGGCUUAAAUUUGGCAAAAUAUUAAAUUUAAACUAAUAAGAAAAUGCUGGUUGACAACUUGUAAAACAAAAGAAUUCCAUCAAAUUUUUGGCACUUUUAUUGCUGUUGGCCGACCGUCUGUGUAUGUUGAAUAUGCUUUGACAGCGCUGUAAAAAACUCUGUGAACUUUGAGCGCUUUAAACGUUUCAGAUAAAAUGUAUUUUCUGUCAUGUAUAUUCUGUGAAUAUUAAUUCCCAAAGUGCCCCAAAUUAUUUAGUAAUGUUUACUUGCUUUGUACAAAGCAACUCGAAAUGGGAAAAAAUUUUCCGACGUCAAGUCUUUUUUGAAAUUUUGCUCAUCACUAUUUCAACAGCAAGGUUGAAUAUAGAACAGAUCGUUGAACCUUGAACGUUGAUACAACGUCAAGAUUGCAAAGCUGCAUCAAAUUUGAGAAGCAACAAACACUAUUUUAAGAUUAAAUAAAUAUUACUAUACAAAACACUUUGUGCUGAGCACUUUUCAAUAUACAACAAUUACAAAUAUUGUACGUCAUCUACCGUGUGUGCACUAUUCUGUAAUCUGAUUGGUUGAGCUACUCGCCGUAUACCAGCUCCCACAGGGCGAGUGGCGAAAACAAGAUCUCGACACAAAAACUACAAGUUUUGCGAACCAGAACGAGUGUAUAAUAAACUAUACUUGAAUACAAAAAUACAUUUUAGGGCUAAAUAAGGUUCAAUAGCGAGUGUAAAAAAGUUAAUCCAAUUUUGAGAUAUUAUUAUGCGUUAUAGAUAGGCUAAUACCUUUAAAGGCUUACAGUCGAUUUCACGAAACUUUGACCACAAAUGUUCCGAACUUCGUUGCGAAGUUCGCUGCGAAGUUCGGAAGCUCAUAUUGGAAUUCACAAGCCAAUUUGUAAACAAAGUCCCUGAUUGGUCCGUGAAGUAAAAGAAGCCAAUCAAAUGCGUAGUUUACGAACUGGUUUGUGAAUCUCAUUAUGAACUUUUGAACUUCGCAACAAUCUUGUGAACUUCGCAACGAAGUUCGGAAAAUUUGUGGUCAAAGUUUCGUGAAAUCGACUGUAAACCCCGUUUACACUACGCUCAAUUUUUGGUACGGCACGGAUAAAACUGGUACCAGUGCAACUUUUAUGGUUCUUAGACUACCACCUAUUUAGGUAGUCCAAGAACCAAAAAAGUAGCACGGUACCAAAAAUCAAGCGUAGUGUAAACGGGGCUUUAAUCCCUUUCCUAUCAAUAAAUUUCAGACUUUUGGCUCUCAAUUUAAAAAAAAUGUUUUGUCUGAUUACGGUGAACUAACUCAGAACUCUGCAGCGAGAAUCGAAACCAUGUUCUCAGACGUGCUUGCUCUGAAGAUUAAGUAUCGAAACCGCGACACCACAGAGAAGAGAUAGUACAGAGAGGAAACACGCGCCAAAUGGAUUGCAUUAUAGACUAAAUUUUGUCUAGACAAAAAUUUCAUCACAGCUUGAAAGAGCAUCACAAAAUUAGUAAUAUUCCAAAGUUUCUUUACGAAAUGUU
Messenger RNA from Paramuricea clavata, 11870 nucleotides. The record is from the annotation of a GenBank genome assembly. Lineage: Eukaryota; Metazoa; Cnidaria; Anthozoa; Malacalcyonacea; Plexauridae.